GGAUCCCUCGGAGGAAGCGGGUCCGUUUGAAGCUGCGAAAGGCGCUCCAUGGAAACCAGCCCGGGUGGCGCCUGGGAACCGCGGCGGGGCUUCCGAGGCACCAAGGCGUCCCGGCGUUGCUGGCGCAAGAGCAAACUGUGAUGGCAAGGCCAGUCAUUUCCCCUGUCAGUAUCAACCCAACUGCUCCUGAAACCUUUGAAGUCCUGAAUCAGAGGAUGAGAGUAGUUGAAGAACAGACAAGUUCCCUGUUGCAGGAUCUACGGACGCUGGAUGUGAAAGGACAAAGUAUGGAACUUGCCCCUUCAAGACUCUUGGAGAAGAUUGGAGAUCAUGAGUCCAUCAGCCCCAUCUGUGCCAAAGUGGCAUUUGGCGGAGUGAAUGACACACUGUGGCGAACCUGUGAAACUCUUGUGAAUCGGGUGUGCCGUCUAGAAAGUGUCGUGCAGAGUCUGAAGCUCAACAUGUUCCGACUGCAGACAGAAAAAGAGUUGAAUCCACAACAUGCAGCUAAUUUAGAACAGCGCUUGAACACCAUACAGGAGGAGCAUAUAGAAGAAUUAAAGGUGCUGCAAACAGAGGGCAGAAUGUUAUGCCAGCAGCUCCGUGAGUCCCGGGAAGAGGAAGAAAAAGCUUGCAAGCAAGUGGAGCGGUUGAGGGCUGCUCUGGAGAUUGCAACCGCAACAAAGAGAGAGAUGUCCAUCACUGUAGAUGAACUGAGGGCGGCCAAACAGAAGACGGAUCAUGAACUGCAGGGGUUAACAGAGCAGCUGUCCAAAGAGACUAGCAGGCGGGAGUCUUUGGAAGAAUCGCAGGCUGUUCUGCUUUAUCAGAUACAGGAUAUGGAAGUGUCAGUGGAGAAAGAACGGAAGCAGGUUCAUCUUCUGCAGCAGGACUGUAACAGCUUACGGCAGGACAUUCAGAUCUCAAGAGAGAGCCUGAAAAAGGAAGAAGAGAGGAGAGCUCACCUCGAGCAGGAAUGUGCGCAGCUUAAGAAUAGUCUAGAAUCCCAAGAGACUACCAUUUCCAGGCUAGCUGAAAAAGGAAAGGUUGCACAGGCGUCCUUGAGCAAAGCCCAGGAGGAGAAUAUACAGCUGCAGACAGAAAUCACUGCCUUGCGAGAAGUGGCAGAAAAAGUGCAAGUGCUUAAUGAGCAGCUGACCCAAGAGUGUGCAGAGCUGAAUGAUGCCCUUCGGAGUGUAACCAUGGAGAAGGCUCAGCUGAUCUCACAGCAUCGGGCUGCCCUGAAGGCGGAACAGGAGAAAAUUAAUGAGAAACUGCAAGAGCAAGACCUGAUUUUGGAUGCUGCACGGGCCAGCAUUACAGCAGAGCUGCAGAUUGUGCAGAAUGAAAAAGCUGAGCUCCAGAGAGAGAUAGAUGCACUGCAUGCAGAACAUUCUGAUUGUAAGCAAAAGGCUUGUAACGUUGAGGACAACACAGCCAUCCAAAAGGAGCUCCUGGAGUCUACAGUUUCCAGGAUACAAAAGGAACUGGAGACAGCUCUCCAGGAGAAGACGACUCUGAUGAAGGAGAAAGGAAAACUGGAGGAAGAGAUGCAGAAAGCGCUACAUGAAAUGAUGGAGGAGAAAAAAAGCCUGGAAGCAGAACUAGCAGCAAGCAAGUUGGAAGUUGGCUCUCUGAAAGAGACACUGAAAGGACUAGAGGAAGAAAAUAAGAAAUUAACAGAGCAGGAAGCUGCUUUGGAACGCCAACAGCAGGUCAAACAGGUUCUCAGUGAGAUGACUGACAAGACUGAACUGGCAAACAACAAAGGCAAACUUCAGGUAAAUGCAGAACUUGGCUCGACCAGAAUUAACAUGCAGAGGAUGGAGGCACAGCUAAGACAGGCACAGUCCGUUCUUGCCCACACAGAGGAAGAAUUUUCUGCAACAGUCAAAACCCAGGAUGAAGCCGUAAGAGAGAACCAGAAGCUGAAAGGGCAAAUAAGUGCCACUGAGGAGAGGGAAAAGCACAAGGUGGGAAAUCUACGACGCAAGCUGGAGGCGUCCAAGGAGGAUAACAUCAAAAUGACAACCAUGCUGGAGAACCUGUUGGCUUCUCAUAACAAAAUGCAGAUGGCUUUGGAGAAGCUGCAGACAGAACUGGGGCACAAAGACUCUGAGAUUGCCAGCCUCAAGAUGGAGAGGAUCCAAAGCCAGCAAAGUAUUGAGAAAUUUGAGGCAGAGCUGGAGCAGUGCCGGAACAAACUUUUCUUGGAAUCGCAGCAGGGCAUGAAGUCGGGUCCACUCCUUAAAGCACUGGAAGCCGUUAAAGCUGAAAAGAAGAAACUUACUCAAAGUUUAGAGCAAGCGUUGCAGACCAAUAGUGCCCUUCAAAGCAAACUCGUGCUUGUUCAGGAUGAGUUGGAGAGCAAAGAAGCAGAGUACCAGCAACUGAUGGCGUGCAGGGACCAGCUGAUUGAGGAAAGCAAGAUGGAAGCUAAGGUAUAUGGAGACCGCCUCGAGACACUGAAGAAACAGUUUCAGACCGAGCGGGAAGUCACCAAGAAAGCAGCCCAGAAGGAAUCAGCCGAGCUGAAGAAAGCCCUCGAAGAAGCCUGCUCUAAAUUUGGGGAAAUGUCACGUUGCAACAGGGAACUGCGGGCAAAAGUGGGGGGGCUGGAGAUGGCCCUGGCGAGCCAGAAGGAGAAGGUGAAGAGACAGAAAGCAUUAAUCACACAGCACUUCAACUCCAAGGCCAGCAGUGCUCGAAAUACAGAGAGGAUCAAAGAGAUUGAGUCAGAACUGAAGCAAAUGGAAGAGCUGAAGCAGCAAUAUCAGAAGAAAAACUAUGAGCAGUCCCUUAGUAUCAAAGAAUUUAUGACUGAAUUAACGGACCUGCAACGUGAGAUGCAGCAGCUGGCCAAAAACCAGCAAGCCAUGGCAGCUGAGAACAGAAACCUGCAGAGCCAGCUGGAACAUGAGCAGAAACGUCGGCAGCAGCUGGAGGAAGAGUGCCAGGCUCUGGAAGUCACAGUGAGACAUUUGAGGAAAUGUAAGGAGACGACUGAACAGAAGCUGAAAGAAGCCAGUAUAGAAUCCGAACAAAUAAGUGCUAACCUGGAAGAAGCUCACCGCUGGUUCAAGUCGAAGUUCGACAACCUGCAGCGUGAGCUGGCAAGGAACAGGCAGCAGAAGAGUUCUGUCGAGCGUGAGGAAGAGGAGGAAAGGCCGGUCAGACUCCCUAGCCAGGCGUGUUUGAAGCGCUGGGAAACAAAGAAUCAGCUGAAGUUCAUCUCCAGGAAAUACCUAAAUGAGCUCAACGAGUGAUGGAUUCCUGCUGCAGGAGGUUCCAGGCUACAAGAGGUGACUCUGUACCUGUGAACACCACUUCUCAAACCAAGGGCUGCUCUGUGCUGCCAAGUGGUACUCAGAGGAGCCUAAAGCUGGGCCUUCUCAAAAUGUGAGCAUCUGCACAGGCAGAGACAUGCAGGGUCUGGGGGAACCCAAGAAUCACAGUUUCAACAGAGGAACCACCAACCAAAGCAGGAGC
Molecule: messenger RNA, 3489 nt
Organism: Pogona vitticeps (central bearded dragon)
Lineage: Eukaryota; Metazoa; Chordata; Lepidosauria; Squamata; Agamidae
Source: RefSeq, a predicted model, not a curated record